Molecule: messenger RNA, 962 nt
Organism: Paramuricea clavata
Lineage: Eukaryota; Metazoa; Cnidaria; Anthozoa; Malacalcyonacea; Plexauridae
Source: the annotation of a GenBank genome assembly
CAGACGCACAAUAAUGUAACGAUGUUUAAGAAAUACCUUCCGUCUCCAAGCAUAAAGUAAGAUAUUUUUAUCAUUCUUAUUAUUAAAACUAUAUUUACCAACGCUAGCCCCUUCGGCUGGAUGGUAUGGUAUGGUAAACUUUAUUUUAAGACGCUAGCCUCGUCAACAGUUUGUUGGUUUCCACGAGGGCGUCAAACCGUGGGGAAUACAUCGAACCGUCACACGUGGGGAAUAUAUGCACUCUUGCACAAAAUUAUUCAACAUGUUGAAUAUACGGUGAACAUGGCACGCGUGAACAAAAGCUCUUGAAAACGUCGCGGCACACUGGGGGAACUUGCUUACGCCAAUGGUCACGAGUGAAUUUUUGCUCAGCAGAUAGCUCUCGUGUGUGCCAGACUUAAAACGACUCUUGCUGCUUUAUUCUGGAGUGCUUGUGGUCUGUUUGCAAGCGUGGCACCGAUUGGCUCCCAUACAAGGCAGCAGUAGUCAAGAUAUGGUACCGUUGAACCAAAGCGUAAUACUUCAGAGAAUUCAUAAUUACUUGUUAUUUAUUAUCUUUUAAUUCUGAUUUUCAGGGAAGUCCUUUUAAUUGGUGGGGAAAGUGUGAGAGACCAAAUUGGAAAAUUACGAGAGGGGGUAAGUGUGCGUACAAACAGACAAAGAAAUGUUAUUUGUAACAACUAUUAAUUUCUUCCUUUGAAUAGUUUUUCAUUUAAUCCUAUGUUUAGGUUGAUGUAGUUACUGGAACGCCGGGAAAAUUUGAUGAUUUUGUUUCCACGGAGAAAAUGAGUCUUGACCAGGUGUGUUGGGAGUCUUGAUUUUUGAUGGUGUUUGGUCAGCCGUUAAACUAUAUGCUUAUUUUCUAUUGUUUUUGAUUGUUUGUUUCUAGGUCAGAUUCUUCAUUUUGGAUGAAGCUGUAAGUAAAGAUACAUAAGCGAUCUAGUAAUCUAGGGAGAAGUACC